AAGACUGAAGGGGAGGAGCCGGUAAACCUCUGCAAGACUGAAGGGGAGGAGCCAAUACACCUGUGCAAGGCUGAAGGGGAGGAGUCGGUACACCUGUGCAAGGCUGAAGGGGAGGAGUCGGUACACCUGUGCAAGACUGAAGGGGAGGAGCCGGUACACCUGUGCAAGACUGAAGGGGAGGAGCCGGUACACCUGUGCAAUACUGAAGGGGAAGAGUCGGUACACCUGUGCAAAACUAAAGGGGAGGAGCCAAUACACCUGUGCAAGGCUGAAGGGGAGGAGUCGGUACACCUGUGCAAGGCUGAAGGGGAGGAGUCGGUACACCUGUGCAAGACUGAAGGGGAGGAGCCAGUACACCUGUGCAAGGCUGAAGGGGAGGAGUCGGUACACCUAUGCAUGACUGAAGGGGAGGAGCUGGUACACCAGUGCAAGACUAAAGGGGAGGAGCUGGUACACCUGUGCAAAACUAAAGGGGAGGCUGGAGUCCAGCCUUUUUAGGA
Molecule: messenger RNA, 500 nt
Organism: Staurois parvus
Lineage: Eukaryota; Metazoa; Chordata; Amphibia; Anura; Ranidae
Source: the annotation of a GenBank genome assembly